AUGGCUCGUUUAUGCUUUGCAUUGGUUGCAGCAAUGGCAGCAUUGCUAGUGGUCUCCACCGUCGCCCAGUCCCCUGCUCUUUCUCCUUCUCCGUCCGUACAAAUUCCCAGGAAAAUUUCUCCUUCUCCUACGACAACGGCCGCUCCUGCUCCAGCGGCUGUGAUUGCCACGACUCCGGCAACUGCUCCCACUCCAUCCACUGAUUUUACGUCUCCACCAUCUCCCUCACCGGUUGCCUCUGAUGUUCCAGCUUCAUCUCCAUCAUCAAUCUCUGCAUCUCCUUCUGAUUCUCCAUCAAUGAUCACUGGUACUCCUACAGAGGCUCCUGGCCCAGCUCAAAACGGCGUCGCUUCGGCUUCUUUCAGUGUCGUUGGAUCCAUCGCCGUUGUCGUUUUGGCCUCAGUUUUCGUCAUGUAG
This is a messenger RNA of Humulus lupulus (European hop), 417 nucleotides long. Its product is annotated as classical arabinogalactan protein 1-like. The record is from RefSeq and is a predicted model, not a curated record. The coding region runs from base 1 to 417 and encodes 138 amino acids. The transcript has a single exon. NCBI's taxonomy places the organism in Eukaryota, Viridiplantae, Streptophyta, Magnoliopsida, Rosales, Cannabaceae.